UACCGCAGUCUUGGCCACAACACUCUCGAACCUUCCAGGAGCGGUCUGGCUUGACCGGGCUGGUCUGACCGGUCGGCCUCAGCUCUUUCUAAGAACCCGAGACAUGCUGGAUCCAUCAGAGUCUUCUGCACCCUCCACGCGGAACUGUUACACGAUCCUUGACGAUGAAAGGAGUGGUUCGGGAGCAGGGCUGUCUGGUGAUAUGCUACCCACACUCAACCGCGGCCUGAUUGUAUACCUGCUCCUCUCGCAUCACGUUAAUUCCCUCUUCUCUCCCUCGAAUCUGCCCCCUCUUCUGCGUACCCUUCGCGGUGUCCUCUUUCCCAAUAACGCCCCCGGUAAGACGACCUUGUUCCCACCAUCUUCCGAAGCCGAGCUGCAAGCCCUACGUCGCAGAGCCGCUAAGUCUCUUUGGGGGUUGCUACCGAAGGGUGUGGGAAGGCUUUAUUUUGGUGGUCGCUUAUGGCGGCGAAGUGCGGAGACCGAGGGUGAUUUAUCAGAUGACGAGGAUCUGGUGGAUGAAAUGGAGCGGCUGCUUCUUGUGCUAGACGAUGAGUACUGCAAUAAGCAUCUGAUGUACAGCAUUCUUGAGCUGCUACUUGCUCGCUUGAUGCCUGAACUGACGGAGAAAAGCGUGACGGAGCUUUGGGAAGAAAGACUUGGCUGAAUAGAUCUGUAGACUCUCUUUUAGAUUGAUGAUACCCCUUUGUUGACAAGUUAAUAAUGCUUAAUCAGAGAUAGAUAAAUCACAGCGAAAUGGAAAGAUAAUGUUCAAGAGC
Messenger RNA from Fusarium redolens, 779 nucleotides. RefSeq lists its product as uncharacterized. NCBI's taxonomy places the organism in Eukaryota, Fungi, Ascomycota, Sordariomycetes, Hypocreales, Nectriaceae. Bases 104 to 667 code for a protein of 187 amino acids. The transcript has 2 exons. The record is from RefSeq and is a predicted model, not a curated record.